Messenger RNA from Rhopilema esculentum, 2768 nucleotides. RefSeq lists its product as uncharacterized. Lineage: Eukaryota; Metazoa; Cnidaria; Scyphozoa; Rhizostomeae; Rhizostomatidae. The record is from RefSeq and is a predicted model, not a curated record.
GCAACAACAACAAAGAAACUUCUUCCUCAUCCGGCUAGUGAUCGAAAAGAGGGCAGUUUUCGUGCAACUGCAAUCAUGAUGGGUUGGCAGCAUUAUCUUUAUUUAUUUGCUGUUGUUGAGUUGAAACUAUGUUAUUCUUCUGAAAUGGAGCAGAAUCUACCCAGAGGCCAUUUGCAGCCUUUAGGAGGUCAUGCUGAUCCAGAUACCGUUCCUGAAUUUAACCCAGGCAGUUAUCCAACGCCGGAAGAGUUUUGGAAGAAAUUUGUCAAACCAUCAAAGCCUGCAGUUUUUAGGGGUGCUACCAAGAGUUGGGGAGGUUAUACUAAAUGGACCGACGAAUAUUUGAUUAAAAACUAUGGGGAUUUUGAGCUGCGACUCGAGGGACGGAAAGAGAAAUUUGGCAGAACACCAUAUGGAGUUUUGGGUGUUGGAAGGGACACAAUGGAGCAUUUUGUAAAGAAUUAUCAUAAUCCAGACCACAAGGGAUAUAUUGUAACAGAGUUACCAGAGCCAAUGUACCAUGAAGCUGGCGUGUUACCAUUUAUGACUUGUGGAACAUUUAGGCAUCGAAUGGUGGAGGUCGAUUUCUGGAUGAAUGGUGGGAAUGCAAGCAGUGUCUUACACAAAGAUGCUUUUAAUACAAUGAACUGUCUUUUAAAUGGGACCAAGGAGUGGAAACUGAUUGCUUUAGAGCAGGAGAAGAACAUCUACAAGGCAUGGGAAGCUGCCCCUUCCUUUGGAGGAUAUUCUAAAAUAAAUGUGCAUUCUGUGGACUUACAUAAGUACCCAAAGGUUUCACAAGUGCCAUGGCAAUUUACAAAGAUUGAGAAGGGAGACUGUUUGUUUCUCCCCAAAGGGAUGUACCAUAAUGUGUUGUCAUAUGGAUCAAACAAUGUUGCUGUUGCCCUGUUGUUUUCCAGGUUUGACAGGUACAAGAAAAGAGAUCUGGAUUUUGGUGACUGUGACAAUGUGACCCAAGAAUCAAAGCCAUUAAGUGAUUUUAUUGUUGAUUGGAUGUACCCAGGUAAAGGAGAUCUCUCUAUGGGAAAUGCUGACCUUGAAGAUGUUAGAGCCCAUAUGCUUGAAUCAUUAAAUAAGGACGAUAUUUAUACUUUGAAAUUGCUAGCAUCUGAGGUUAGAGAAAUUUAUCAAGAAAAAGACCUAGAAUUUGUCAAAGAUUAUGCUAAAAAGGCUUACAAGGCCUUGACACAGGGAAAGAAAAAGUUAACUAAGGCGAUGAUAAAGCAAUUCACAAAGGAACAAUUAAGAGUAGCAGCAUUAUGCUUUGAACGUGUGCAUCCUUCUAAUGCUCCUUGGAAUGAAUAUCACCAAAUCAAUCCAGAUGGAAUUAAGCGCACCAUUCUAAAGUACUUGAAGAAAAAUAAAGGCAAGCUAACAAGAAAAGAGUUUCUUGACAUAUAUGUAAAUGGCAUUGAAGGGUCAACAGUCUUUGGAAAUAGGUUUUUUGAUCUAUUAGGAGGAAAGGAUUCUGAUGAAGUGAGUCAAGAAAAUGCUAAAAAUAAUUUGCCAAAAGCCUUGGAGAAAUAUUAUUUCCAUCGAAUUGAAGGAGAAGAAGCUGCUAGUCCAGAUAUUUAUAAAAGUGCAGAGAAGCCAAAGGACUAUGAUGAAGGAGAUGUUGAUCAAAUUGCAAAGGAAGAUUCAAGGGAGAGGACUCGUAGAUAUCUUGAAGAUGAUGAUGAAGUUCAAGGGUUAGAAGAUGGUGAUGGAGAAAAUGAUGAUGGAAGGGAUGAGGAGGGUGAUGAUGACAGAGUAGAAGAUAAUAUUGAUAGUUUGAUGGAGCCUGAGGUUGUAUAUGGAAACGAAGAGAACUCAGCCUUUUUUGGUCACGAUGAACUUUGAAAUAACAGUUUCUUACUAGCCUGUUUACAUCAGUUAGAUUCAUGGCAAUCUGGUGGUCUGUACAGUUUGAGAAAUUUGUAUGAACCCCGUGGGAGUAUGCAUCCCUUCCUUUUUAUAACAGAUGGGUUUUUGUAGUUUAGUGUAAACAACAUUUUUAAUCAGUUGUUUAAUUAUUCAGUGUUUUUAUUUAUAACUGUAAAUAUCCUUUUCACAGUAAGCUACCUUGUAGUGAGUGACCUUACACUAAGAGUUAGAGAAUCAUGAUAAGUAAAAUAAGACAAAGGUGAACAUUGUCUUGCUCAACUUGUUUUGAAUUAUGCCAGAGGAUUUUUCUAAACAACUUACAAUUUUGCCAACCAACUGAAGAUUUUACAAAUCAAAUUAUGAAAUGGCGUUUGUUACAACCAAUGACACCCUUUCAACUAGCCCCCUGAUCUUACCUUUGUUUUGCUACCAUUGCUCACCUUUGUAUCAAAAAAAUAAUCAUGCAGUUAUUAGAAUGUUGUUUGCUGUUGAGCAGAUUCAGCAGUGUAGCAAGGGGGCAAGUGGGCGGUAGCUGCUGAGAAAAGUGCAAAUUUGCAACAAAAUCAGAAUCUCAGGGGGCAGGGGAUAUUCCAAAAUAAAUUAGAAUGGGAAUGGGAUUCAACAAGGGAAAAUAACAAAAUCAAGAAAUGUCCCUAAACUUAUAGUUAAUAUCUCCUAUCUUGACUACCUGCUAUCUUUGGAAUUUGAGAAUCUCAAAUGUAUUUCCAUCUCCUGUUGUUUUGAUACCAGGGUUUAUAUAGAAAAGUCACUGGCUAUCUUGAGGCAUUUCCAAUACAGUAAACUCUUUCUUUACCAAUAAUGAGGCUCGAAAUGGUGGAAUUGAGAAAAUAGGAAUAAUUGCCAGGCUCAAAAUUCAUUGACAA